Aspergillus heteromorphus CBS 117.55 is the source of this 1462-nucleotide messenger RNA. RefSeq names its product glycosyltransferase family 8 protein. Lineage: Eukaryota; Fungi; Ascomycota; Eurotiomycetes; Eurotiales; Aspergillaceae. Gene Ontology annotation, molecular function: glycosyltransferase activity. The transcript is spliced from 3 exons. The record is from RefSeq and is a predicted model, not a curated record. Bases 406 to 1365 code for a protein of 319 amino acids.
CUACUACUACUACUAUAUCCACCCAAUCAUCCGAUCUUCGAGAUGGACAAUGACUAACGGCUAUGGAAAGGAUUCGUGAUUUGGCUGAUCGAUAACAGCAUCGCUAACACCAACCCGGUUAGUUGCCGCCGAUGAUGCCAGGCAUUAGCAUUCUUAUGCCGAUGCUGGAACCAUCUUCCAGUCUUCAAUUCCCCCCCGCCCUUAUCAUCUUUCCUCUCUCUUACUGGCACUUUCCUCCUCCCCGCGGUCAUGAACAGCUGGUCGCUUGAGCUGCAGAGAUAGGCAAGCUUCCCUUUUGCCAGAAUCCCUCCUCCGCGCAGUCCCUCAUUCCCUCGCCAUUGCCGACCACCCUGCCAUCUAGAUAUACUACUAUACAGUAACUAGUUAGUUACAACGUUUGACGCCAUGGCCCACAGCGACGUUCCCCGCAUCACGGAUGCCACAAAAGUAUGGACAACCCUCAUCACAAAUACUGCAUACCUCUCCGGCCUCCUAACACUCGAGUACUCGCUCCGCAAAGUGGGCUCCAAAUACCCCCUCAUCGCCCUCUACACGGACUCCUUCCCCGCGGAGGGCCACGCCGCCCUCGAUGCGCGGGGCAUCCUGAAGCAGCGCGUUCCCUAUCUCCUGCCAUCCAUGCCCAAGGACUACGUCAAUGAUGUGCGCUUCUACGACUGCUGGAGCAAGCUCACCCCCUUCUCGCUCGUCGAGUACGAGCGCGUCGUGCAGCUGGACAGCGACAUGAUGGUUCUCCGGAACAUGGACGAGCUGAUGGAGCUUGACCUGGACCCGCCGGAGAUGGCCGGGUCCGGGAACCGCGUCUUUGCCGCGAGCCAUGCCUGCGUCUGCAACCCCCUGAAGAAGCCCCAUUAUCCCGGUGACUGGACGCCAUCGAACUGCGCGUACACGUCGCAACAUACGACCCCCGAUAUCGCACAAACCGAGGGGGCGCCGGCCGACUUUGGCCUGGGCAUCCCCAACGGCGGUCUCCAGGUGGUCAACCCAUCUAAAGCCGUCUACGACAAGAUCAUGGCGCAGUUGGCUUCCUCCGCGACCUCGAACUACGAGUUCGCGGACCAGUCCCUGCUCUCCGACGUGUUCUUCGGCCGGUGGGUUCCGCUGCCGUAUGUGUACAACGCCCUCAAGACCCUGCGAUGGGAGGGGGUGCACGACGCCAUCUGGCGGGACGAGCAGGUGAAGAACAUGCACUAUCUCCUGAGCCCGAAACCCUGGGACGAGAGUGAGGCUGUCCGGGCCGGUCGCGAGGCGCGACCCAGCCAAAACGCACCGCACGCGUGGUGGUGGGACUUUACGGAGGAGAGGCUGCAGGAGGAAAAGGCGGGAGGGGUGGAUGACGAGUUCUGAGGUUGUUUCAUUCUAGUUUAUGAUGUAGAUAGAUUCCUAGAUAGAGUUAUAUCAUACCCGGCAGAAGAGACGUUGUUACGAAGGCGAUUGAUUUGAC